UUACCUCUUACUUUUAAAAAGCUUCUUCCAACAUCUCGGGAGCAACUCAUAGCUGUCAUGGCUGCAGCUACGGAUCGAAAAUAGAGCGGCUUCGGAUUCAGGAGACGAUAUCAAACCGGAUAAAUCUGUGGACACGCUUUAGACUCUCACGCGUGUGAUGCGUCGUUGAGUUGCGUCGUCUUUUCACCUACUUGUACGCUCCGUUGUGGAGUUUUGCUUAAUUGCUGUAAAAAGUAUCAGAUAUCUACCAACUUUAAAAGAAACAAAAACUUCAGCCCGAGUUGUACUCCGCUCUGGAAAUGUGGUGGAUGCUGUUUCCACGGUGGAUCUGGUUCCUGGCGUGCGUGUUAGUGUGGAUGGAGCACCAGGACGGAGUUUUGCCAGAGGUCACUUAUUCACACCCGGGAAUCUGCCCCAAUGACAUGAACCCCAACCUGUGGGUGGAUGCCAUGAGCACGUGUACAAGAGAGUGUGAAUCUGAUAAGGAGUGUGAGUCCUUUGAGAAGUGUUGCCAAAACGUGUGUGGGAAUCGGAGCUGCGUGGCUGCCCGUUUCCUGGACGGGAAUAAAGCCCCCAUGGGAAUACCCAAGGAAGCCACGUGUACAAGUUUCACGUGCACCCAGCAGGGAUCCGAGUGUGACAUCUGGGACGGGCAGCCGGUGUGUAAGUGCCGGGACCGCUGCGAGAGGGAGCCGCACUUCACCUGCGCGUCCGACGGCAUGACCUACUACAACAAGUGCUAUAUGGACGCGGAGGCGUGCUCCAAGGGCAUUGUCCUGGCCGUCGUCACCUGCCGCUUUCACCUCACCUGGCCCAACGCCAGCCCGCCCCAGGUAACCACUCUCCGCCCUACCACUGCUCCGCUUCAGGCAACCAUGCCACUUCCCACCGAACCUGUGACGCCCGCCUUGGUCAGCAGCCCAGUCCACCAGAUCGUAGCAGUGGGGGACACGGCCAGCUUCCUGUGUGAGGUGACGGGUCGCCCCAGGCCUGACAUCACCUGGGAGAAGCAGCAACCGGAAGGGUUGGAGCGGGUAGCCAUGAGGCCUAAUCAUGUGCGGGGUAACAUGGUGGUCACUAACAUCGGUCAGCUGGUCAUCUACAACGCCAAGCCGCACGACGCAGGCGUCUAUACCUGCACGGCUCGGAACCCGUCUGGCUCGGUGCAAGCCGACCAUCCGCUAACGGUGCUGCCCACGGAACCACAUAAAACCCUCGCGCCCUGGAAUAUGACCCGCUGCCUGCCCGAAGAGUGCCUGAAACCCCCCGAUAGCGCAGAGGAUUGUCGGAGCGAGAUGGAUAAAGUCAGCUGGUACUACGAGCCCAAGACCAACAGCUGCUUCUCCUUCACACAGUGCCACAUCGACAAGCAGAAGCCCUGGAAGGUGUUUGAGACAUACCAAGGAUGCAUGCAGUGCUGCGGCCCCGAGAUUUCGGGCCCUUGUGGGCUCCCCAGCCUGCAGGGGCCCUGUAAAGCCUACGAACCGCGCUGGGCUUACAGCAGCACUCUGCAGCAGUGUCAGCCCUUCAUCUACGGAGGGUGCGAUGGCAACGAUAACAACUUUGAAUCCAAAGAUGUCUGUGAGGAGACGUGCCCCUACUCGAAAAUCCACCAUUGCAAGGCCUGCAAGGUGAGAGGCAAGAUGGUGAUGAGCUUCUGCCAGAGCGACUUUGUGGUCUUGGGCCGCAUGACAGAGCUCACGGAGGAGAAGGACUCGGGCCACGCCCUCGUGACCGUGGAGGAGAUCCUGAAGGAUCAGAAGAUGGGUCUCCGCUUCUUCGGCAAGGAGCCCCUUGAGGUCACCUUCUUCAACAUAGACUGGAACUGCCCGUGCCCUAACAUCACGGCCGCCGCCGGCGAAGGACAGGUCAUCAUCAUGGGUAACGUGAGCGCCGGCAUGGCCGUCCUGCAGCCGGAGAGCUAUGUGGGCUCCUCCAGUCCUCGCCGCGUACGGAAGCUGAGGGAGGUCAUCUCCAAGAACACGUGUGACGUUCUCAAAGCCAUCACCAACAGCCCGCAGUGGGGUUAGGGUAAGGGGAACAACGUCUCCAAAAAGUUUAGAUUACACCACAGGAGGCCAUUCUCGUCCAAGCGUUAACUCUGCGUUGCAUGGAAUGUUUGGAGCCUUCUCGUGAAUUUUAAAGGAUGUCUUUCUUGUUUGUGACAAGUGAGUCUGUUAUGGCCCAUCAUUUGGUGUUGUUGAUUGAAAUACCAUGCAAGUGAACACAGAAGACAUGAUCCUUUUGUUGUCUUGUUCCCCCCGACUCCAACUUCCUUUGUGCCCAUUUCUUGCCUCCAGCUGAAAUGGAGAAUGCAGACUUUGCAAUGACGCACAAAACAGACACAACCGAGUUUAAUGUUUUGUGCAUAAUUGAAGUGUCCCAAUCUUUUAGAUUGUUUUAUUUUCCAGCUGCAAAUCUGCCUGGGAUAUUGGAUCACAUUCCCCCUUAUUUUUUUUGAUAUAUAAAUAUGUCCAUAUAUCCGUGCAGUGGACACGGUAAUAUUGGUUCAUCUAGUAGUAGUAAGUAGUACUAGUAAGUAAUAAGUUGUAUUUUAUUUGACUAACCAACACAUUGUCAUCUACUUGCUAUUACUUAUAUGGAUAUUUAUUUUCAUGUAAGCUUUUCAUGUAUCUUGUUUUUGUACUUAACGUCUCACUCUGAAUAAUA
Gasterosteus aculeatus aculeatus (three-spined stickleback) is the source of this 2670-nucleotide messenger RNA. RefSeq names its product WAP, Kazal, immunoglobulin, Kunitz and NTR domain-containing protein 2-like. The record is from RefSeq and is a predicted model, not a curated record. Gene Ontology annotation, cellular component: extracellular region. Gene Ontology annotation, molecular function: receptor antagonist activity; transforming growth factor beta binding; serine-type endopeptidase inhibitor activity. Lineage: Eukaryota; Metazoa; Chordata; Actinopteri; Perciformes; Gasterosteidae. Gene Ontology annotation, biological process: transforming growth factor beta receptor signaling pathway.